AUGAGGCUGCACAUCAAAGUUGAGAGAUAUAGGGGACGUAGAGGCCCCACACAAUGCUACAGAUGUCAGCGAUAUCAUCAUGCACAAGCGGCAUGUAAUCACCCACCACGCUGCUGCAAAUGUGCGGGAGACCACGAAAGCCGAGAUUGCCUCAAACCCAAGGACUCUGAAACCACGUGUUGCAACUGCCUUGUAAAACAUACUAGCAAAUGGAGAGGUUGUGAUGCCUUUCCCAUACAGAAACCCGAAGCUGACGCUAUCCCUAAAAAUGAGGACCGAUUUGUGGUAAACAAAUCCUAUGUUCAGGCUGCUAAGUCUGGUAUAUUUGCUGAAAAAAUUACUAAGGCAGUUUUAGAAGCCAAAAAAGUUAUGCAAAACUUACAGGACCUCAUUUCUCUGUUACAUAACUCUCAUCACAUGAUCACUGAACCCAACUUAGUAAGACCUCAAUCUAUCUCUAGUUAUGAACCUUAG
Stegodyphus dumicola is the source of this 474-nucleotide messenger RNA. RefSeq lists its product as uncharacterized. Lineage: Eukaryota; Metazoa; Arthropoda; Arachnida; Araneae; Eresidae. The record is from RefSeq and is a predicted model, not a curated record.